AUGGAACCGCCGAAAUUCCUGGGGCUAAGACCAGCCCGACAGACAGAGAACGCCACAGGUCUGACAGUCAAUUCGCUUACAAGUAGCACCCUCCCUCUUUCCAUCAUGGAUGAGGAUCGAUCUCGUCGCGCUCCGAGUGUAUUAUCUAUGGAUGAUCUUGAAGCCGCGCAAGCCCUCGAAGGGCUACGCUCCGAUUUCGGACAAUCUCCUCGAGUAUCGCGACAAUCACUUCCCAUCGCUUCGCCAGACCCACCACCACCAGAGCCACUAUUGUCUCUGCUGACAUCCUCCCACCCACUUAUCUCCUCUGCGAUCAACGGCUCGGUCUCCGCCUAUGCCACCUCCAAAUCAUAUUCUCCGCGAUUUAAAUCUGGUGCUGAAUUCAUCGAGCGCAAUAUUGGAUCGCCUGUCGCAAACACUGUCGGUACAGUAGGCCGCAAGACUGGCGUUGAAAGUGGUCUACGUUGGGCGCUGCAGCGACGAGAUUCCACAAACGAAGACUCGAAACAAUCCAAAAAACGACGAAAGAUGGAUGGGAAUGUAUCACCGAGGACGAUGGACGUCGAGAAAGGACAAAGUGGCUCGGAUCAACCAACUCGAGCGCGGAGCCCAUCCGAUCUCUCCAUGGCCGAGUCGCUGCCCCCAUACGAUGAGAUGAGAUCUCCUCACUAUGAGGAGAAGGCCGAAGGACGGGCAGCACCGACAUGGCAGAGCCGACUGGUAAUCUCAACCUCCGGUCUCGGAGUCGCCAUGAGUGACGAAUCGCUUCGGAGCCUGCAAUAUUGUCUAACUUGGCUUCGGUGGGCCAAUGGGCGACUAGGAAAGUCAAUCGUAGCACUUCAUGGUGCUGUGACCGAAUGGGAGAACCAAAAAGCGCGCCAGCAGGACAUGUCGCAAUCGGACAUCGAGGCCGGAAACAAUGGCCAGGAGAAUGCGUCUUUGCUUAUCCAGCGCAUCCAGGCCGUCAAGGCAGACGUUCUCUCCACCUUGAAACAGGUGGUAGAUGUCGUUUCCAAAUAUGCAGGUGGUGCGUUGCCAGAGAAUGCCCGCCACUUAGUGCGUCGGCAUUUAACGUCUCUCCCGCACCGCUUCCAGGUGGCAUCCACCUCCCACCCACCACCAGAUUCACCCGCUGCCUCGUCCGAUGCCACAGUCAGUGCUCAUCGCAUACUGGUUCUGGCCCAGGAGGGCUUGGACAUGAUGGCUCAAGUCAGCGGCGUCGUGAACGAUACAUUAGUCAGUGCUGAGCACUGGUGCGAACGACUUGGCCGGAAACGACCCGAUAACGGAACCCCAUCCGACGCCCCAGAGAAGCAGCGUGAAUUUGCUUCUGAGGCUCAACCCUACGGAAUGGAUUUCAAGCCACCAAUUCUCCCAGAGAACGCCAUCCAGGAUGACGUCCAGAUGUCUGGCAUGGAGAAGGCAUAA
This is a messenger RNA of Penicillium soppii, 1428 nucleotides long. RefSeq names its product putative clock controled protein (Ccg-8). The record is from RefSeq and is a predicted model, not a curated record. The transcript has 2 exons. NCBI's taxonomy places the organism in Eukaryota, Fungi, Ascomycota, Eurotiomycetes, Eurotiales, Aspergillaceae. The coding region runs from base 1 to 1428 and encodes 475 amino acids. Gene Ontology annotation, biological process: endoplasmic reticulum unfolded protein response; regulation of transcription by RNA polymerase II; phospholipid biosynthetic process. Gene Ontology annotation, molecular function: transcription corepressor activity. Gene Ontology annotation, cellular component: endoplasmic reticulum; nucleus.